AUGAGAAAGGGUGACGAAUUUCUAAAUAGAUUAUGUGACGAAGAGGAAGAGGGAAAUGAUAACAACAUAAAUGAUCAUGAUGAGCAUGAAGAGGAUGCCAAUGUAACUGAACAACAUUCCAUUUUUAAUGAGUUAGUUCCAUGGAAAAAGCAAAUCCCAAUACUUGGUAUGAGGUUCAAAGAUCCAUCUCAAUUAAAAUCGAUGUUAUGCAACUAUGCUAUUGCGAAUGGGUACCAACUUUGCUUUAAGAAAAAUGAUAGGAAAAGAUUGUUGGUUAAGUGUUGCAAGGGGAUCUGUAAAGGGGAGUUAUUAUCUGUUGUUGGAAGGGAUGCAAACAAUGGGAUUUAUCUUAUUGCAUGGGCAGUAGUAUGUGUGGAGAAUAAGGAAAAUUGGAGGUGGUUUUUGGAUUUACUCAUUGAUGACUUAGGACAUAAUUUGGGCUAUGGAUACAGUGUAAUAUCUGAUCAACACAAGGGUGUAGCUGAAGCUCUCAAUGAGGAUGAUGAAGGUAAUCAAUCUAAUGCAGUCAAUGAUGGAGGAACAGUAAAUGAUGGUGGAGAAGCAGUCAAUGAGGUGCAUGUGCAACAAGACUAUGAUGAGGUGGAACUCACUCCUUUGGAGUUUGAUGUAUCAACUGAUGGAGAACCUAGUCAGGUUCAUGUGCAAGAACAGGAGGCUAGAGAAACACCACUUGCAACCCUGUUGAAGAAAAUCAGGAGGAAGAAAUCUGAAAGGAUUAUCAAUUUGAAACUGGGCAAGAAAGUUGGUGGUGCAAAUGCACUUGGGAAUUCAGAAGCUAAACCUGUUACUCUAGAAUAA
Lactuca saligna is the source of this 819-nucleotide messenger RNA. Lineage: Eukaryota; Viridiplantae; Streptophyta; Magnoliopsida; Asterales; Asteraceae. The record is from the annotation of a GenBank genome assembly.